GGAGUCUUCCGAUAUUCAAAAAGCAUGAUGAAUGACUAGUGAACAGACCGAGAGGCUUUAUUUUCUUCGAUAUGUCAAGAUAUCGCUUCUUUCGAAAUCUGUCACGCGCAGGAGGAGUACUAGGAUUUGAAUCCAUGUCGGUUAAAUUGAAUGUCUCGAGAACUGCAAGACGACAGUUAGCGACCAGUCGAGCAGAUGUUUUUAAGAGGAGUGUUCAUACAUCUACACAAAGAGGAGACACAAUAUUUGCACUGUCUUCUGGACAGGGAAGAUGUGGAGUAGCGGUCAUCAGAGUAUCUGGACCUCAGGCAAAGGAAUCCAUAUAUCAGAUGUGUUCAACACCAAAUCUACUCUCUCCCAGGACAACUAUCCUUCAGAGAGUAGUGGACCCCAGCACCAGAGAACCAAUAGACAGGGGGCUGGUCGUAUGGUUCCCGUCCCCUGAGAGUUUUACUGGAGAGGACUGUGUGGAGUUCCAAGUCCAUGGAGGUCCAGCGGUCAUUGCUGCCAUGGUUACAAGCCUGGGAAGACUCCCUAAAUACAGACAUGCAGAAGCGGGGGAAUUUACCAAGAGGGCCUUUAUGAAUGGAAAGCUGGAUUUAACUGAGGUGGAGGGGCUAGGGGACUUAAUUCAUGCUGAGACGGAGGCCCAGAGAAAACAGGCACUGAGGCAGAUGGAGGGGGACCUGGGGAAACUGUACAGGGGGUGGAGGAAACGGGUCAUCAAAGCUGCUGCUAAUGUGGAAGCCUAUAUAGAUUUUGCUGAGAGUGACACAUUGGAAGAGGAUCUGCUUCUAGAAGUGUCAGCUGAGGUGGACAGAUUAAAGACGGAGAUAGAGCACCAUUUGAGGGACCAUCGGCGUGGAGAGAGGUUAAGGGAUGGUGUCCAUGUGGUUAUAGUGGGCAGACCUAAUGUGGGCAAAAGCACACUGCUGAACAGCAUCUGCCAGAGGCCAGCAGCCAUUGUGUCUCCUAUUCCAGGAACAACACGAGAUGUGGUUGAGACCACACUCAAUGUGGGAGGGUACCCUGUCCUUCUGAGUGAUACAGCAGGACUGCGGGAGACAGAGGACAUUAUUGAGAAGGAAGGCGUGGUCAGAGCAGUGCAGAGAGCAGAGCAAGCUGAUCUGCAGAUCCUUGUUUUGGAGGCAACACAUUUGUGUAAAUGUUCAAACAUGGAAUCAGUUGAGGACAUCAUAAGAGACCAUUUUACAGAUCUAGGACUUUUACUGAAGACUGAGGUACUGGCGGAUACCAGUUCCAUGGACAAUGACUCCAAAGCUUCACAUCUGCUUUCAAACAAUGAGAUUCAGGGUGACCUAGAUAUCUCUGUGGAUGCUGAUGAUCUUCUUGUGGUUGUGAACAAAUGUGAUCUGAUCGAGGACUCUGACUUGGGCUCCAUACAAAGACUCCUACAGGAAAAUAAACACUUCUCUGCUUGUUGUAUUUCUUGUACAUCUGGGCAAGGUAUAGAGGAAUUUUUGGAAAUUUUACAACAAAGGCUUAGAACAAUGUGUGGCAACCCUUUGUCAGGAAAUCCAAGUCUAACCCAAGCCAGACAUCGUUUUCACCUUGAAAAGUGUCAAGGUCACCUAGAGAGAUACAAACGGUACAUGGAACUUGGAGAUGUUGUGUUGGCAGCACAGAAUCUUAGAAAAGUUCUAUAUGACAUUGGAAAAAUCACGGGGAAAAUUACAUCAGAAGAGAUUCUGGACAUCAUUUUCAAAGACUUCUGUAUUGGAAAAUAAUGAUAUUAAUGUAUAUUGAAUGCAUAUCGACAUACUUGUAAUUAAAUUACUGUUACAUUUU
This is a messenger RNA of Ostrea edulis (European flat oyster), 1809 nucleotides long. RefSeq names its product tRNA modification GTPase GTPBP3, mitochondrial-like. Gene Ontology annotation, biological process: tRNA wobble uridine modification; tRNA methylation. The transcript has 9 exons. Gene Ontology annotation, cellular component: cytoplasm; mitochondrion. Bases 72 to 1748 code for a protein of 558 amino acids. Gene Ontology annotation, molecular function: GTP binding; protein binding; GTPase activity. Lineage: Eukaryota; Metazoa; Mollusca; Bivalvia; Ostreida; Ostreidae. The record is from RefSeq and is a predicted model, not a curated record.